Phyllopteryx taeniolatus (common seadragon) is the source of this 2356-nucleotide messenger RNA. RefSeq names its product transmembrane protein 236 (gene tmem236). Lineage: Eukaryota; Metazoa; Chordata; Actinopteri; Syngnathiformes; Syngnathidae. The record is from RefSeq and is a predicted model, not a curated record. The coding region runs from base 49 to 1128 and encodes 359 amino acids. The transcript has 4 exons.
GUCCACCGAGCCGCUCUGUCAUCAUCAUCGUCGGCGUCGUCAGUCGCCAUGACCUCGGCCAAGACGCUGAAGCUGGCCGCGUACGAGCUGCUGCAGUUCGCCGCGCUGGCCUUCCCCGCGUUGGCGCUCGGCGAGCGCUUCGCCCGCCUGCUGAGCGACGUGAGGGGACGCGACGACACCGCCUACUGGCUGGCGGUGGCCUCCUCAGUGGCCUACGUGACCUCCUGUGCCCUCCUGGUGUGGGUGCCCCUCAGGUAUCACGCCCUGAGGAGGCGGAGAUUCAAGACCGCACGCUGGAGACCAACAGCGCUGGCGUAUCUCGUCUUGUGCACACUACCUUGCUUUGCUAUUGUGAUAGCCAGCUCCCAGGUGCAAGUCAACGCGGGCGUGCGCCUGGACCACUUUGCCGAGUUGCCCGUCUCCUUGGUGAUGUUGUCGCUCACUUGCGUGGACCUGGUGGAGAGGAUACGGCCCUGCAGGCUCCUUGGACAAUUUGACAACCUGGACCUGACCUUUGAGCUGCCGGGCCCGGUUCUGACCCACCUGGAAACGGCCAGCUCAGUCUCCAACCAGGUGCAGCCCGACCAAACCCAGAACGGUUCCCCGGCGAACCGUCAACCGGAGCCCCCGAACAAACCCGACGCCCCCCGCAGGCGUCCCGACGUCCCCGCGGGCCGUUCCGUGCCGAUCGCCUCCAGAACAUCCGGCGCCGCCUACCUGCGCUCGUCCUCGCGAGCCUUCUCGGGCCACCUGGGCUUCCUGGCGAGGAGAGACGCCAGGUCAGAGGUGUUUGUGGAUUGUUUCCUGUUCUGGUUGGACACGGCAGAGUUGGUCCGGGUGGCAGGGGAGCCGGCCGUCUUCUACUCGCCCUGGGUGUACCCCGUUUUCAUCCUGGCCUUCCUGUCCUGCCUGCGGGCGGUCCUCACCCCUGACGGACCGUUCUGGUCCUCAGCCGGGGUGGCCCUCCAGGACCUUCCCUUCUUGGUCAUGCGGGUGGCCCUGCUGGCCGUCUUCGGAACCGUCACGCCUGUCUUGUUUCCUGUGAAAAACGCCCUGGUCAGCCUGGCCUUCUUCUACUUCACCUGCAUGACCAGGAUGAAAAUAUUCAACAGGCACAGCAUGUUCUGACAAUAUCACAAUAUAAUCCUAACAACAAAUUAUAAUAUAAAUAUUCAUAAUGGGACAUUUUUGUACAGCACACAAAUAUGAAUCCAAGGAACCAUAUUUGGUUACCAAGACAGGAGUCCAAAUGGACAUCUCCCAGCAAAACAGGAAAAAAAACAUGGGUAAAGUUCCUAAUGUAUUAUAAGAAAAUUUCUAAAAAUAUAUAUUCAUAAUAAAAUAUGUAAUAAUAAAUAAAAUGGACCCCAAAUGCCUGUCUAUGACCAUUAGCCUAUUUGUCACAGCCAAUCAAAAAAACUAAAUAAAAAAAUUAUAGAUGACAUAAAAGAAAAGGAACAAUUUUAAUUUAAUAAUUUCCCAAAAUAUAUAUUUUUUGCAAUUUUAUAGGGCAAGGAAUCAUAUUUUGGAACCUUGAGUCAGAAUGUACACCACACGUGUUGCCUUUUCUUUCUUUCCCAGCCAAUCAACAAACAAAAAUGACUUCAAAAAUGAUGUCGGGAUGUUCGAUAUCUUCACUUUUUUUUAGACCGGUACCAGAAUGACUCCUCACUCUUGAGUACUCACCGAUAUCACAAAAUUUUUGCACAAUGGCAGAUAAUUGUGUACAAAGUCCUUUCUUUCUGACGCACGUGAGGAUUCAUCGGUGUCAAACUGCUGCAGUGUAGCGCAAACUACUGGCAAGAAGGACUUACUGCAUGACAAAAAUGUUUACCUUAAGUAUCGGUGGCGUGUCUCAGCAGCCUUCACGAGUACCUGAGACCUUGAAAUACAAAGUAUGGCUUAUGUAACUACGUUUUAACAGUAAGACCUAAUUUUGUCGAAUAAUAAUGUGCCCCUAAUCUUCAAAUUUCAAUUCUUCGGAAUUUAAUAGAGACAUAUAACCAUAUUAAUGUAUAAGUGGACUAAAUGUUGCUUAAUUGAUAGAGCCUCCCCUGCUUGCUUGUUCUCCUAUGUUUUCUCAAAAACAAUUUCAAAAAAAUUCAAUUAAAAGCUUGAAUCAAAAUGGACAACUCACUACAAGACAGUAGCGCCAUGUGACUUCUCCCAGCUAAUGAAAAACAAUCAGAAAAUUAUUACAUAAAAAGUGUGUCAUUAGACAUGAUCCGCAUUUUUUAAAAAGUUACUUGGGUAAAGCAAAAAAAAACUGCUCUACCCUAGUAUUUAAAGGGUUGAUUCAGCCUCCUUGGGGGAGGUAAUCAAAACCCCACAGAGCACUUUGUAUUCAUUUAAUGGA